Molecule: messenger RNA, 2171 nt
Organism: Erigeron canadensis
Lineage: Eukaryota; Viridiplantae; Streptophyta; Magnoliopsida; Asterales; Asteraceae
Exons: 3
Coding region: 1242-1595 (117 amino acids)
Source: RefSeq, a predicted model, not a curated record
ACAGUUAUGAUUGAUGAUGAAAUGAUUCUUUCCUCUGCUUUUCUGAUUUCUCUCUAAUUCUUCUGUAAUUCGAUUUCUAUCGUAUCAAUUGGUAUCAGAGCCAAUCGCUUCCUUCUCUCUUGAUUUCCGGUUGUAUCUCCGGUGAACCAUCCAAUUCAUAUUAAAAAAAAAAAAAAAAGUCCUCACAUAUAACCACAAAUUACAAUGGAUAACUUUAAGAGAGCAAUGGAACAAUUUCAGGAACAACUUCGACAAUUACAAGAACAAUUUUAUGAGAAUAUGAAAGUAUUAAUGGGAGAUCUUGAAAUCUCGACAGUUACUGAAGAUGCAUCAGCACAGCAGGUAUAAAUUCAGAAACUGAUUCUUUUCUUUCUUUAUGCGAUGAUGUUAACAAUUCAGUGGGUUUGGUGGAAGAAAAUGAAAUGAAUAUGGAGGUAGAGAAUAGUGUAUACAAGGUGUUUGAUGAAAGUCCUGAAAGACCUAAUGAUAAACUUGAGACUCAAUUUGGUGACCUUUAUAUCUGUAGGAGUAUUAUAGGUGAAAUACAUUAACGACUUGUGAAUAAUGAUGUAAUUUUUGUAUUGAAUGACAGUGGUGAUCUUGUCAAGCUUAAUGAUAGUGAGACUUUUAGAAUUGAAUGGAUUGAGGACAUUAUUAUAGAUGAAGUAAGUGAUGCUGAAUCGAACAUGUAUUUUCCAUGUGAUUCUUGGGGACUAAAAUCUUUGAAGAGGGGGGGUAAUAGGUACUAAUAGGAGGACAGUUACUCAAGUUGUUGGCAGGACAAGCUUUUGGCAUUCAAAUCUUUGGUUGGAAACCGGGGUGGUUACUUACUUUCACUAUAGAUACUCUUGGUGUAAGGGUUAGGCUUGUGUAUAGACUAGUGGGAGCUGAUAAUUUUGUCACAGAUUACUUUGUAUGGAGCCAUACUGUUUUGUUUGUAAAUUCAGCUCACAUUAGAUACGAGGAGAAAAACACGUAUACGGCUGCUUAUGAUUGGAGGAUAUUGUUUCUUAACACCGGGUUCAUGAGUGCAAAUAAAAUUGGGUAUUUCAUAAGCUCAGGGUAUCUAGCCAUCUAGGUACUGAUUUAGUUGGUAUCAUAUGUGUAGAGUGAUGAUUUUUUGAAAACACGGGGUUUGAUAGAGUUAAGUAGUUUUGACAAUCAUCGGGUUAGUGCUGUGAAGAAUACUAAUGAGUUGCACACUGGGUUCUUGUUGAGCGUUGCUAGGAAGGAAGUUUACCAUGAGGCUUAAGGUUGUAUUGGAACUAGAAGAUCGUUUAGAGGUGGGAAAUGAUGUAUUUGGUUCUAAAAAGGUUAGCAUAAAAGUCAAGGAAACAGCAGCUAGUGUGGUAACUGGGGUGAUUUUAUCUCUGCACGAAAGCCUCCAUACAGUAGGCCAAUUAGAACUUGAAGUUGCAAAAUCAGAAAUUAAGUUGAGUAGAAAAACACCAGUCUUCUUCCUUGUUGCUGCAAAUUCCAGUCACGGAUGCAGUCUGUAUAAAGGGGUGAUAAAAAAGGUUAUACAUUUGACAGAGACGGACUACCUGGUGAUCAUAGCAGUUACUGGUUGCAACACGCCGACUUUGGAGCCAUAAAUGAAGAGUCAGAAACAACUGCAUCAUCUGACAUCAUUGGAAAACCACCAUCAGGUCCGGUAAGCAACAAUGACAUUUGGUAUCCAUACUGAAGUGCAUUCUAUUUCUACCCACAUGUGCGAGUGUGUAGAAAUAUCUAACGAUUUACCUUUCUUGAAGCAUUUACAAGCCACUAUAGCAGGAAUGGUCCAGCCAUUCUUUAGGCGACAACAAAAAGUAGGAAGUAGAAAGAUCAAGCAUCAACAAAGCCUCUCUCUCACACACCACUCCACUGCUCAACGUGAUCAUCAGAUCAUAUACGAAAUAGUACAGAUAAUUGAACCUUGAUGAUAAUGUACUAAAACCUCUUUGGCUUUUAUAAUUCGACGUCCUAAGAAUCUUAGCUUUUGUAACUUAAUGUGUGUUCAUGAUAUGUUUCUAAAUGGAAUGGUGAAAAUGAAUGCACGGUAGUUCAAUAAAUGUUAUACUUAGAAUUUCUGGAAAUCAAAAAGGCAUAGAAUCGUUCAAACUGGUCACGCAACGCGUGACAUGAUCCACCUAGUUUAUAAUAUAACGAUUCAUAAAUUUUUGUUUGUG